This is a messenger RNA of Medicago truncatula (barrel medic), 899 nucleotides long. RefSeq lists its product as uncharacterized. Bases 86 to 835 code for a protein of 249 amino acids. Gene Ontology annotation, biological process: protein import into nucleus. Lineage: Eukaryota; Viridiplantae; Streptophyta; Magnoliopsida; Fabales; Fabaceae. Gene Ontology annotation, cellular component: nucleus. The transcript is spliced from 4 exons. The record is from RefSeq and is a predicted model, not a curated record.
AGUUAUUGCGGAAAAAGUAAAACAAAAUAAAAUUGGGGGAAUGAAUGAAUAGAAGUGUGGGAAGUGGAAGCUGCGAUGCGAUGCGAUGGAGGAAAUAGGCACAUCAACAACAGCAGAGAAGAAGGCGAUGUUGCGGCCGUCUUUAAAAUCCGAUUCUGAAUUCAACAAUUACCAACUCUGGAAACAAAAGUUGAGGGAGAAUUGCUUCAAAAGGGUUCGACAAGACAGAAGCAGAUUGCUUUGGAAAUGUAGGCUCUCUUCCUCCGAUGAUGAAUCCUCUCGUCUUCUUCAUAAUCAGGAUGAGUUGGAUAUCGUGUUCCGUGAUAUUGUAUCUGAUGAAUUGAAUAAGAUCAAUAAUGAUGACAAUGAUCUUUUAUGGAACGAUGACCUCAAAGCAGCUCAUGAGGGUGAUUGCCAAGACAUUCUUCUUGAAAUGCAAAACUUAUUUUAUCAAGACCUCGAUUCUCAUAUUGAUACUUGGGAAGAUGAAGUUGAUCACUACUUGGCUCGUGCUGUUUAUGACCAUAUGCAUCUAAAUCCAGAUAAUAAUACUAAUAAUAAGACAUUUGGAGAACAAAUUUGGUGUCCUCUUUGUAAGCAAGGACAGCUCAAAGACACUCACAAUCUCAUCUACUGCACUCGUUGUAAACUUCAACUAACCAAAGCUGACGAGCUUACUUUGGACUUUUUGCGAGACCGGCUUGCCGAAGUCCAUAUGGAGCAUCUUGACAGAGGCUGCAGAUUGAAACCCAGAUUUUGUAUAAAGACAAAAUUUAAUUUAACUGCAUUAUACAUUGUGUGUGAAGGUUGUGAUACAUUCGAGGUUGUAAUUUAACAAUUUUGUCGGUAUUUUUUAUAUAGUUAUUAGAGGUUCAAACAUAAUUCAAGAUUUUUCUGUA